This is a messenger RNA of Pieris macdunnoughi, 2133 nucleotides long. The record is from the annotation of a GenBank genome assembly. NCBI's taxonomy places the organism in Eukaryota, Metazoa, Arthropoda, Insecta, Lepidoptera, Pieridae.
AUGUUGAGAAACCUAAAUAAAAUUUUGACUAGCUACACUAAAGUAUUGAAAUCUCAAAAAAGAAGUAAAUCCGGGGAUGUUCCUAUUUUUAUAAAUGGGAGAGAAAUAUGUGUCCCAAAGUAUUUCACAGUUAUGCAAGCUUUACGAAGAGAGGGAGUAUCUAUACCGUGUUUCUGUUAUCAUGAACGACUUACAAUUGCUGGAAACUGUCGAAUGUGUUUAAUUGAAGUAGAAGGUAUGAUGAAACCACAAAUAGCUUGUGCUCUCCCGGUAUACAAAAACAUUAAGGUUUGGACAAAUACAAAGAAAACUUUAACAGCCCAAGAAGCUGUGCUAGAGUUUAUUUUAGUUGACCAUCCACUGGAUUGUCCAAUAUGCGAUCAAGGCGGGGAGUGCGAUUUACAAGACCUAACAAUGAAAUUUGGAAAUGAUCGUACCAGGUUUACUGAUAUUCAUUUUCUAGGGAAACGCGCUGUAGAGGAUAAAAAUUUAGGUCCUCUUAUCCGCACAGAGAUGACUCGAUGUAUUCACUGUACGCGUUGUAUCAGAUUCGCAUCACAGAUUUGUGGUAUGGAUGUCUUAGGAACUUCGGGACGUGGUGGGGAAAUGCUAGUAGGGACGUACGUAGAUAAAAUGUUUCUUUCUGAGCUAUCUGGGAAUAUAAUAGAUCUGUGUCCUGUUGGAUCACUGACAGCUAUCCCGUAUAUGUUCAAAGCCAGACCCUGGGAGAUACGAAAAACUAAUUCUAUUGAUGUCACAGAUGCGACAGGAACUAACAUAGUAUUGGAUCACAGAUUCAAUAGAGUUCUUAGAGUUUUACCACGAGAAAAUGACGAAAUAAAUCAAGAAUGGUUAUCCGAUAAGGGCAGAUGGUCCAUUGAUUCCUUAGAAAUGCAGAGAUUAGUUUCACCAAUGUGUCGCAGUGAAAGCCGUUUAGUACCCGUUGAAUGGGACUGUGCAUUGAGAAUGGUAGCCACCACAAUAAAAAACGUAAGUCCUGGUAAAAUGAUAGCGGUAGCGGGACCUUAUUGCAACGUAGAAACAUUGGUAGCUGCAAAAGAUUUCUUUAAUAUUUUGGGUUGUGAUAAUACUUUUAUUGAAAGAAACCUUACACAUACCUGUGGAAAUAUAGAUCUAAGGACCAGUUAUUCAUUGAAUAUUAAAAUGAGUGAAAUAGCAAAAGCGGAUAAAAUUCUUUUAGUUGGUACUAAUCCACGCUUUGAAGCACCAAUAUUGAAUGCGUGGAUACGACUGGCAUAUACCCAUAAUGAGUGCGAUAUCUAUGUAGUUGGUCCCGAGUGUGAGUUUAAUUAUCACGUUAAUUAUGUUGGCCAUGAUUUAAGUGCAUUAUCAGGGCCUAAUGACUACUUCAAGGGUGCCAAAAACCCCCUUAUAUUCGUAGGAAUAGAUCAAUUGGAUACACCAAGUGGAGGCCAAAUAAUGAGUGCUAUUUAUAAUAUCGCGAGUGGUUUUAAAGUUGAUCCAGAAUGGGGGAUUGUAAAUAUUUUAACUCGCGAGGCAAGUUUUGCUGGGGCUUUGGAAGCUGGUUGGAAACCAGGAGCUCUAAGUGCCAUUCGAGCUAUUUGCCCAAAUUUAAUCAUUUCCUUGGGAGCCGACGACAUAUUUUACAAAUGUCAACCCUCGAAUGAUAUAGCAGUAAUUUACAUAGGCUUUCAAGGAGAUAAGGGUUCAGAAUGUGCAAAUAUUGUUUUACCAGGCUGUGCUUAUACUGAGUCUGGAGGUGUGUUUUUAAAUAUGGAAUGCCGUAGUCAAUUUGCACUACCUGCUAUAACGCCGCCUGGUAAAGCACGAUAUGAUUGGAAAAUAAUACGGGCGUUAGCAGAAUAUUCGGGGAUAAGCUUAUUUUACAGUGAUUCCGAUACAUUGUGCUGUAGAUUGGCACAAAUUAGUCCAAAUUUUGUGAAUUUUGAAAAUUACCAGCACAAGCUAUUUGGCGAAUUAAUUCCGUAUCUUAUUAAACCAGGUUCAGGAGGAGGCUGUAAUUUAAACGUUCCUAUGAAGGAACUAUCGGACUAUUACUGUUCAAAUGUUUAUACUUGUAAUUCUAAUACAAUGAGACGAGCCGAAAAAGCCGCGAAAGACCAUAAACAAUCUAAAUAUGCAGUUAUUUAA